CCGCACCCAUCUCUCUCUCUCUCUGUCUAUUGUCUCUCUCUCUCUCUCUCUCUCUCUCUCAGACUGAGAGGUCAAAUAUUUCCCAGUCUUUUCCCUCCUCUUUUUCUCAGUCUCCGUCUCUUCGUUAAUCGCUCAACUGUCCCGACGCCAUGGAAGUCGGCGCUGCGUACAAUCCCCGGACGGUGGAGGAGGUCUUCAGAGACUUCAAAGGCCGCAGAGCCGGCUUGCUUAAGGCCCUCACCACCGAUGUCGGCUUGUUUUUUCAGCAGUGCGACCCUGAGAAGGAGAAUCUUUGCCUCUAUGGAUUUCCAACCGAGCAGUGGGAAGUUAAUUUGCCUGCAGAGGAGGUUCCUCCAGAGCUUCCGGAGCCAGCACUUGGUAUCAACUUUGCCAGAGAUGGAAUGCAAGAAAAAGACUGGUUAUCCUUGGUUGCUGUCCACAGUGAUGCAUGGUUACUUGCAGUGGCCUUUUACUUCGGUGCUAGGUUUCAAUUUGAUAAGACUGAUAGGAAACGCCUUUUUAAUAUGAUAAAUGAGCUUCCAACUAUAUUCGAGAUUGUCACAGGGACAGCCAAGAAACAAGUAAAGGAGAGGUCAACAAAUUCAAAUCAUGGCAGCAACAAACCUAAAUCAAAUUCGAAGAGAGGUUCUGAGUCUCAGGGAAAGUAUGCAAAGGUAAUGCAAGCAAGGGAAGACUAUGAGGAUGGCACAGAAGAUGAAGAUGAGGAUGAGCAUGGAGAGACACUAUGUGGGGCUUGUGGAGAGAACUAUGCAUCCGAUGAAUUUUGGAUUUGCUGCGAUGUCUGUGAGAAGUGGUUCCACGGCAGGUGUGUGAAGAUCACCCCAGCAAGGGCUGAGCAUAUUAAGCAGUACAAAUGUCCGUCUUGCAGCAACAAGAGAUCCCGGCCUUGAUGGUUGCGGAUGUGAGUGCUAAUUGUCUAGUAGGUCAGAUUUUCAUAUCUUGGUCUCAUCCCUGCAGUUUAGAAAACUCGUCUGGGAUAUUGUUUAGGUUUCAAAUACUCUUUAAUUUCUCGUGUUAGGAUAUUUAUCUUCGAGUUGGAAAUCAUUUCCCCUCUUGACAUUGUGGGACUUGUUGUCUUUCUGCUUGAACUGAAUGUAGCUCAUUAGUGUUUAUAAAUGAAUGGGUCCAUUUUAUCAGUCUCA
Molecule: messenger RNA, 1163 nt
Organism: Rosa rugosa (rugosa rose)
Lineage: Eukaryota; Viridiplantae; Streptophyta; Magnoliopsida; Rosales; Rosaceae
Product: PHD finger protein ALFIN-LIKE 4
Exons: 5
Coding region: 150-911 (253 amino acids)
Biological process (GO): regulation of DNA-templated transcription
Cellular component (GO): nucleus
Molecular function (GO): histone binding; transcription coregulator activity; transcription cis-regulatory region binding
Source: RefSeq, a predicted model, not a curated record